Messenger RNA from Schistosoma guineensis, 3956 nucleotides. The record is from the annotation of a GenBank genome assembly. Lineage: Eukaryota; Metazoa; Platyhelminthes; Trematoda; Strigeidida; Schistosomatidae.
AACAUAUAAAUGUGAUAACCUCAUAAAAGGCUAAAUUAUUCUUGUUGAAUACCAUGAUUAUUAGAUUGUCAUUAGUUCGUUUAGUAUUACUAAUAUGUUUUGUAGAUUUUCUAAUAUGUAUGCCAAAUAAUAAGAUAAAUUUUACUGGUAGUGCAACAACUAUUACUACUACAACUACCCCGGGUACUACUAGAACUGUCACUACUACUGAGCCUAUAACAACUACAACUUUUGAGCCAACUACAACUCAUGGUGUAAUUACAACAACAAAUGGAGAAACCACUGAAACAUCACUGAUAGUAACAACUAUUGGUUCUUUGAACAGUAACAUAACUAACUCAUCAACAAAUUUGUUGAAUUCUAUAAACACUUCCUCACUACAUUUCAAUGAUUCAUCCUUAAAUGUAAGAGAAGAGAGUAAUUUAUCGAAUGGGACAAUAAAUACUACUGAGUUCAUGCAUAGUACAGCUUUGCCAACAACUACAAACAAUGACAUAAGUGGAACAACUAUCCGAUAUCCCAGAACAACUUUAUCACCACCAAUAGAAAAACAUGCUAAUAACUUAACUAAUACUACUAAUCCUUCAACUAAUUCAUCUCGACGACACUCUAUAAAAGGAAGAGUUAUUUUAGCUACAACACGUGAACAAGGUAGUAGAGUAUGGGGAUUAACUGCAGCAAAAGCUGAAUUGGCUUGUCAUAGAUUUAUAACUAAUCGUAGAAUUACUUCACCAUUAACCAAUCGGACAAGUAAUGGAAAUGUUAAACCAACUGAUUUAUAUCAAGGUCAUUUAUUAUCAGUUACAUCAAAUGAUGAGAUUAUACACUUAGUAAGCCUCAUGGGUACAGUACCAGUUGGAUCAUAUUGGACAGGGGGUAAAUUAAUGAGACCAAGACAUACUGGAGUGUUUGGUGAAAAUGCUACUAAGUGGAAAGUGAUGUUAAACUGGUCGGAUGGUCGAACUGCUCCUGCAAAAAUAUUGGGUAUAACUGAUGAUGACGCAAAUAAUCUUGUAGAGGGUAUGACUUAUUGUCUGUCGUUAGAUAUUGCACGACUUACGUGGCAAGCUCGUGAUUGUGAACAUCGUUUGCCUUAUGCAUGCUUGAUUACUAGACGAAAUGUUCUAAUGCAAACUACCACUAGUAAUUCAUCAAUAGAAGUUAAGACACCACAAGAAAUAAAUAGUACACAAAUUUCUGCUAAUCACAGCCAUGUUAUUUCGAAACUUCGUGAAACGGUACCCGAAAAUUCUACUACAGUUGUUAACACUUUAGUAAAUACUAAUCAUUCAGAGAACAGUCAAACAAUUUCACUUUUACUGGAGUCCACUGAAUCUACUCCAGCAAGCAUAACCAUAACACCAAAUAAUACAGAGAAUUCAACUCUUGGGAUAAGUUUUAACAUGUCAUCUGAAAUUCAGAAUACUUCACAGAUGGAUACCACAACCCCAUCUAGUUUACCUCCUAUAGUAACUGGGAAUAAUAAUUUUAACCAAAAUGAAAAAACCGUUUCCGAGUCAACGAUCCAAGUAAAUGAGCAGCUUGUACAAUUCACAGAACACGCCUCCGAAACUAAUCAGACUUUCAGUGUUCCUUCUCUUCCUAAAGCUCAGGUAUCUAUGAAUGGUAAUGGUGGUAAUAAUGGUAACGGUGACGAUGAUGAUGAUGAUGACGAUGGUGAUGAUGAUGAUAACAGUGGUGAAAAUGGUAAUAGCGGUCCAUCCCUUUUCAGUUCAAGUGGACUGGGUACAAACGAUUUAGAAUCCAUAUUGAUGAACAUUGAACGUUUGCACACAACAACACAUCCACCACCGCCAGAAAUUCCUACUACUACUGCUACUCCCACAACUACUAGUACUACUACAACUACAACAACAACUGCUACUACUACUCCCACCACUAUUAUUACAACCCCCGCUACCACUACUAUUAGUACUGCUACUACCAGUUCCAAUACUAAUACUACUACUACUACUACUACUAUUCUUGAUAAUACUUCUACCAGUACUACUGCUACUUCUACCACUACUUCUACUGUUAAUACUACUCCUACCACUCCUGUUACUGAUACUACUACUCCCACUAAUAGUACUACUAUUGCUUCCACAACAACUACUAUUUCCACCACUACUAAUACUACUAUUCCUGAUAAUACUUCUACCACUACUUCUACUGUUACUACUACUCCUACCACUCCUGUUACCUCCACUGUUACUGAUACUACUACUCCCACUACUAGUACUACUAUUGCUUCCUCAACAACUACUAUUUCCACCACUACUAAUACUACUAUUCCUGAUAAUACUUCUACUGUUACUACUACUCUUACCAUCCCUGUUACCUUCACUGUUACUGCUAUUCCCACUCCCACUAAUAAUACUACUAUUGCUUCCACAACAACUACUAUUUCCACCACUACUAAUACUACUAUUCCUGAUAAUACUUCUACCACUACUUCUACUGUUACUACUACUCUUACUACUCCUGUUACCUCCACUGUUACUGAUACUACUACUCCCACUACUAGUACUACUAUUGCUUCCUCAUCAACUACUAUUUCCACCACUACUAAUACUACUAUUCCUGAUAAUACUUCUACUGUUACUACUACUCUUACCACCCCUGUUACCUUCACUGUUACUGCUACUCCCACUCCCACUAAUAAUACUACUAUUGCUUCCACAACAACUACUACUUCCACCACUACUAAUACUACUAUUCCUGAUAAUACUUCUACCACUACUUCUACUGUUACUACUACUCCAACCACCCCUUUUACUUCCACUAUUACUACUGCUACAACAACAAAAACUAAUAAUAAUAACACUAUUCCUGCUAAUACCACUACAAGCACAGCUACUACUCCUACUACUACCAUUACUGCUGAAAUCACUACUAGUACUACUGAAAUCAAUGAAAAAAUAUCAACAGAAAAUACUUCAGAUAAUAAGUCGUUAUGGUCGACUGUUUUGUUAAAUAAUUCCUCUGAAGAAAUGACAACCUCUACAACACCUGAAAUAAACUCACGGGAAUCGACUACGGUAAUGAUACAAGCAGAGUCUUUGAUGACAACCGUAUCCAGUUCGACAGUAAGUGUUGAAACAACAUCAACGCCACUAAUUGGAUCUGAAGAAACAACGAUAUCCACACCUGAGUCAUCAGAAGCGGGGAUCUCAUCUGUGUUAACAACACCAGUGUCAUUCCAAUCGACGGCAACAACUGAGUCGACGACACCUUCAGGAUCUUCACCAACAGAGACAACUACGUCACCAACCACGAAGAUUCAGAGUUCAUUACCACUGUCAACAAACGAACCAUCUCUAUCAACAACAUCUAUGGAGCUUCAAUCAGUAAGGACAUCUGAGGCCAUAACAUCAACGACAUCCCAAUUAAAUAAGUCAACAGGACCAAACACAACUCUGGAAUCAGAGUCAACAGAAAAUAAAUUUGAAUCUAGUACACCUAUAUUAUUACAGCCAACGACCUCAUCUGUAUCAAUAACAGCAACAGAGUCUACGGUUACGGAAACCAUGCCAUCUGAAACAGAAACUAGUUAACAUAAUGAAUGAAAAUAAUUUAUUGAUUGAACUAUUUUACAUAAUUGAGUAACUAUUUAAACUUGUUCAGUUGUAAUACUAAGUUACAAAAUUUUCAAUAUUGUAUUUUUCUUAUAUUCAAAGAUAAAUGAUGUUCUAAUAAUAUUGUUUUCCUCAAACAAAACGUUAAGUUAUAAUAUCUUUUGUAAUUCAUUACAAGAAGAUCCUUAUAGUUUACAGAAACAGAAUUGAAUAUAAAUUCAGGUAUAAAAAUAUUUGUAAUCGUAGAAGUUAAAAAUCAUUGAAUUUUUUUUGGUUUGUUGACGCCUUCUGUACUCAUAGUAGGUAAUAUUCGCUUUACGAACAAUUAUAUUGUUUCAUAUAAUCAGUCAGUUUGCUAAAAAUAAAUAGAAGAUCUUU